AGUUUUCCGUCGACCAUCGGCCGAGUCAGUCGCUUCUGAGGGUAAGAGAGGUUCGCAAGUGCGUCACCAAUUGGGUGUUUGUCAAGUGCAUCCGAUGCAUCCCAUCCCAGGUGCCUCAGGUGCUACAGAAAGCAAGUGAGACAUUGUGCCAAAAGUAAACUCCAUAGAAGCCAUAAUUUCUUCCUGAAAAAAAAACCAAGAAAACAUAGAAUCAAAGUGUCAAAGAAAAAAUUGAGGGUGAACUCCAGUAGGCAGAGAAACACAAAAAAAAAGAAGAGAGAAAAUGCAGUGACGAAAAUAGCAGUGCAUUUGUGGGGAGUUAAAAAUUGCGCGCGUGAGAAGGAAGUUGAGGAAUUUUUGAGGGAAAAGCCGAGAGAGAGAGAUAGCAAGAGGUGGAAAAAUUGUGUGUGAGUUUUUGCCAUUUCAUUCAUGGACCAUUCAGUUGGUGGAUGUGUGAGUGAGAGAGGUAUAUAUUGUUUUGCAUUGGAGAUAAUCAACAUCAUUUGCUGACGUCAUGGGUCGCAGGAAAGGAGUUUCAGCCAAGGCAGCAGCAUCAAAAAAUAGCAAGAAAAUCGCAGAGAGUGUAGGUGUUAUCGCAAAUGAUGAUGGAAAAUUGAAAGAUGAUCCUGGUGGCAGAUUACCGCGAAUGAUGGAAGGCGUGAAAACGCUUCCAUCGCAAUCAAUUGAAAAUUCGACAAAACAGCCAUCAGGUCAGAGUGAAGAAUGUUCAGAAAAGGUGAGAAAUAGCAUAAACAACAACAAUUCACCGUCGAGUGGUAUUAGUAAAAUAGCAACGAGCACGACAAAUUCAUCAGAUCUCAAGUACCUGCAUAAGAAAUUCAAGCGAAUUGCGAGUGCAACAGUCGAUGAAAGUGGGUCAGGAAAGGCCAUCGGGAGCAGUGAUAGUGGUAAUAGAGUGAUAAGGGAUGAUAUUGAAGUGGAUGGUGGGAAAAAGAAGGGAAUAAUUGUGAAUGGUGUUGAGGAUAGCAAAUUAGUGAACAAUUCCUCAGCUUCCACAGAUAUUUUGAUUCAGCGUCAGGAAGUUCUACCCAAUAAAAUUCCCAUAGUGCAGAUUCAGCCGCAGGUUCAGGCGAAUUCAGUGAGCUUCCAGCAAUCUGCCCCAAGUGGUCAGUGCCCAGAUCCAAAUCCACCGAGCUCAGGACGAAAUGUGUGCCAAUAUUGCAAUCUGAACUGUACAAAGCCAUCAGUGCUGCAGAAACAUAUCCGAUCGCAUACGAAUGAACGUCCAUAUCCGUGUACACCCUGUGGGUUUGCCUUCAAAACUAAAAGUAAUUUGUACAAACACUGCCGCUCCAGGGCACACACCCUGCGUCUUCAGGGCGGGGAUGCACCCCAUCCCGAUGACGAAUUAGGAUUCACCUCAGAUCAGGACCAAGAGAAUGAUCUCAGUAGCAAUGCCAGCGGAUCAGACGUGGUGAGUCGAACAGCAUCGCCAAUGGAUGAGAGAGUGGUGUCGCCGUAUCAAAUGCCUGAGAAACCGUACAAACCUAAGUUUCACAAUGCAGCUGCCUUCUAUACCAAAGAAGAAUCCUCUGAAUCUUCGACUGGAGGGCAGUGCCAAGUGGACAGUCAAGUGCCACCGAAUCCAGCAAGGAUCCAUCCACCUACAGUGCCAUCUACCCAUCAAACACAUCAAUUGGCUAGUCAGCAAGACCUAGAGCAGCACAUUUCCAAGAUAAUCUCAGAUAAUGAGGCUAUAAUGGAAGAUGUGGAGCCUCCGCUACAGAAAAAGUACCACAAAAUCACAGGAAUCACAAGAGGAUUGUCCCAGGAGGCUCUAAUGCCCAAAGUUCCGCCUCCAGGUGUACCUUUGAAGGUUCACCGGGAUGAGGGACAUUCUGGGGCUGUUUUGGGCAAGGUAUCAGUUCAGAAUACACAAAUGAGUCAACCUGGGGGAAGUUCUCAGGUAUCUGGGCAACCUGCCCAGCCGCUCAAUCUCAUCAAAAUUCCCCCAGCUGUCAGUGAAAGUAGCGAACUGAGAAAGAGGUGCUACAGUGAGAGUUUUGGCGGGACUGAUCUCACAGCAGUGGCCAAUCAUCCGCAGAAUCCCGAGAGGUCUAUCAUCAAGGGACUUCUGCUGGACUGGAAGAGUGUUACGGGCGGGGAUGGGGAUGAUGCUGUGCAUACGUGUCAGUUGUGCAAGAUUAGCUUCAGAAGUGCGGAAAAUCUCAAGUAUCACUCAAUAUGCUACUGUCAGGGCAAUCAUAGUGCCCCAAUAAGUCCCGUUGGGAGUCCCUCGCACAAAUAUUCUCGAAGUAACUCCAUCCAUGUCAAUCUGCCGGAGAAGUACAAUCCGAAUUCACUGAAGAAUCUGGCCAAAUGUACUCUCAGGCAGCCUCCGAGAACUCCGUCGAGUUUGUCGAAGUUGGCUCAGUCACAGCUGAAGCUACCGAAGCCCAAACCGGAGAAAAUUGUUCUGCCACAGUCGAAUCUUGUGGCCAGUACGAGUCAGGUAAGGUGUUCGGGGGCAGCUUGUGAGAUUCAGGCGCCUCUGCCAUCUCCUGGACCAUUGUUGGGAAAGACAAGGUUAGUGGAUGACAAGAGGACAGUUCAGGGAAGUGAUGAAGUGGUCAUAACUCAUGUCAAUCAUGAUCCUAAGCAAAUCAAACGUCCUCCGGAACCCUUUGGGGGUGAUCAGAAGGGUGGAGAGAAGGUUCCGGGAGAAAAGAGAAUUCGCCUGGAAUACAAUAAUUCGCCGUUUGGGAAUGGGAAGAGUCCAGCGUUGACGCUGGUUGGACUGGAGUACCUGAGGGCUAAGGGGGCAAUGAUGGCAGCUCCGAGUGAUCCUCAAUCCAGUCAGAAUCGCGAAAUGUACGGUGGGGAAUUGGAAAUGGUGAACAAGUUCGAUGGGAAGGGGACAAAGUACGAGGAUGAUGGGAUCAGGAGGGAUUCCUCCGGAGGAAGUAUCAUUUCUGAGUCUCCGGUGUCGGAUUCUGAACAAAAUAUCUCCAUUAGGACACCGGGACUGUAUUCAGGCGGGAAGGUGGAGAAGAUGUCAUCAACGAGGGAUUCUCCACCAAUAAAUCCACUAACUCCGAGUCUCCUGGUCGCAUCGACACUCUGUACGCCAAGUCUUAUAUCAUCCGGGAAGACUGGAAUUACACAUUUUCAAUUUCCACCAAUUAAUCCCAUCACUGCCUACAAUCCCCUGACACUUCCCCCCGUUGUCUCAGGACCAGAACAUGCCACAACGAUUCUGCACGGUGGGAAGCUGAUUCCCUUUGUUCCCGGCAUUCCCGGACCAAAUUCAUCCACUCCCACGAAAGUGGACAUCAAAAGAACUCCAAGUCCAAUUGUCAAGAAACCUCCCGGAAUUCUCUUGCAAAUGUCCAACAAUGUGAAGAAAGUCUCUGAUCCUCCUCUGUUCAAUGGUCAGCAACUGACUCUGAGUAUUCCUAGCAUAAAAAUUGAGGCAAUUGAGGAGAAAAAUCGUGCCAGGGAGCAGCAGAGGCUGAAAAUUCUCACGAAAGUUAAACAGCCGGAACAGGCGAAGAAGAGCUUCAUUUUCACCCGGAUUGCUGACAAUCUGAGUCCCAGGAAGUCAGAAAUCCCCUCAGAGGAUUCCACCCAUUUCCCCUUUGAGAAUAUCCCAAAAUCCGAGGUGAAACUCCCCAUUCAACCCAUGUCCGUGGAGAUUCCGGCAGAAAGUGAGGUUAAGGAGAAUGAAGUGCUCGAAAAACCAACAAAAUUCCUCCGACCAACGAGUUUGCCACUCAAACCGGGCACAUUUAUACCUAAGAGGCAUCAUGGAAUCACACCCACCACAAAUACCCUCCCCCUGAUCUCUCCGGAAACUCCCAGACCGUCAAAAACUUGCAUUCAGAUGUACAUCAAUGGUCAAGCUUACACUUACCUGGGCCUGAAGUGCAGUACCAAACCAUUCUACUGCACAGUCAACAAGACUCAGCCCAUCUACCUCCCACAUCACAUUCGCACCAUCUCCAUGUACAGUCAGUGGCAGGUUUGUGCAGAGAGCAAUCCGCAUCCGCUGGGACUCAAACCGGAUGCAGUUAUAUCACUCUAUGACUCCCGCCAUCGACCCAUGAACUUCACAGUGGCUCAGAGCACGAAGGAGUUCAAGGAGACCAAGUCCAUUCAAUCUCAGGGCACCAUUUGUACGCCCUUCGUGAUCACGCACAAAGACCAGACGCAGCAUCACCAUCAUAAGCAACUUCCGGUGGUGCUGGAGAAGAAGCCGGACCGGAAUGAGAAGGAGCCAGCUGGACAGAAGACCGAAGCAGGAGGCGUGGUGAACUCAACAGUUCCGGGAGGGUAUGAGAGCACUGAGGACUAUGAAUAUGUGAAAGGGAGGGGAUUCGGGAGGUAUGUUUGUCACACUUGUGGCAUCAGAUGCCGGAAACCCUCCAUGCUGAAGAAGCACAUCCGCACUCACACUAACAUCCGCCCCUACACCUGCCAGUAUUGCGCUUUUAGCUUCAAGACCAAGGGCAACCUGACGAAGCACAUGAAGUCCAAGUCACAUGCCAAGAAGUGUGAAGAAUUAGGAAUAAUUCCAAUUCCUAUGACAGUGUCCGAUGAGGUGCUCGAGAUGGAUUCCAAUAAGGAGAGACAAGUCACUGUUCCUGGUGAUUCAGAUUCCGAUGAUGAAUCAGACGGCGAUGAGCCAGACUCCGAGCUCAGUGACGCAGAUGACUCGAAAUCUCGCCUUCAGGAGCAUGAGGCUGCCAAGUGUCUUCUGUCCCUGGCCAUGACUGUGGGUGCUUCUGAGUCUUCAGUUGAGUCCACUUCCCUCAAAUCCCCGCAACAUCCAGCCCAGGCGUCGUCAGAAACGCAGCAAACAGCUCAACGACGAGUGAUCACAUUCAAUUCCCCACCGGCUAUUUUUGACUUUCCGCGCCUGGAGCAGUACUACGCCAAUCCCAAUAUCCACAAAGUGCCAGCAGCUGGAAGUAGUCAGGUGAGUGCCUUUGAGUACGAUGAUACUGGGAAUGUUCCCAUGGAUCUCACAAAACCGCGAGAAAUUGCGGCAUCGAAAGUGGCUGAUGUUGUGACAACGAUGGAACCAGCGAGUCUUCUGAUCUCUCUGGUGUCCAUAACGGACAAGAUUCCGGCCAGUUCAGUGGCUGGGGGAGGGACAUCUGGGGAGAUUGAUGAGAGUAAACUGUUGCAGGAGUAUUUGACUGAGAGGGCACUUCAGGGAUCCAAGAUGAAGCAGUGUCAGAAGAAUGAGGUUAUGAGCAAUGGGAAUGUGGCUUUUGUGACAUCAUCGGCCGGAAGUAGCCCUGGGAAGGAGGGAAAGAGUGAGGCAGGUGGCGAGAAGGCAACAAGUAUGGAAACUUUGGCAGAAAUUGCUGCAAGUUCCAAGAAAAUUGACGUAGGGAAGGGUUUGGGCUUUCCUGUGAGAUCUUCCAAUGAUGUGGCUAAGAAUGUGGCAUCGGAAUACCUCAAGAUGGCCUCAAAGACCAAAAUGCUCUUUCCCAAGGGUGAUGAGGGCUUUGAGAGUGGAGCUGAGGUGCCGGAAGCACCAGUUCCUGAAGUUCCAGCACUUCCUGUCAAUCCGGGAAAGAUUGCAGGGAUUCUGGCGAGAACGGUUGUUGUGGGUGAGAAUGGGAGGGUAACACCAGAAUUUCCGGCUGGAUCUUACUCACCGGGAAGGAGAUUGACGAGAAUUCAUGAAGAUGGAAGGUCAGUUUGUGAGAUCUGUUCGAAAACUUUCCAGAAACCCUCACAGCUUCAUCUGCACUUCAAUAUUCACUUCCUGGAGCGGAAAUACAGGUGUGAGCCAUGUGCUGUCAGCUUCCGGACUCAGGGGCACCUGAGGAAGCAUGAAAGGAGCGAUGGGCAUAACAAUAAAGUCUCCCGGACGUCAACUUUUGGCGUUCCAACAACAACAAAUCCACGUCCGUUCAAAUGCAGCGAUUGCAAAGUCGCUUUCCGGAUACACGGGCAUCUGGCCAAGCAUCUGAGAUCAAAGAUGCAUGUCCUAAGGCUCGAAUGCCAUGGAAAACUGCCCUUUGGGACUUAUGCAGAGAUUGAGAGGGCAGGAAUGAGUCUAACUGAAAUUGACACAACAGACUGUGAGAAUUCCCUGGCCAGUUUGAAGUCCCUGGCACAGAAGCUGCAUGAGAGUGAUCCCAGCAAAUUGUCUCAGUGGAAUGCACCCAAUAGCAGGAGUGUGGGUAGUGGAGGAGAGGCAGGAGACUCAGAUACAGAUGAGGGGGACGAAGGGAGUCCGGAUGACUCACUGAGUGGCAAUGAAAACUCCACACUGCCGGGGAAUACCAUUGAGAGCGGGGAGGGAUUGAAGAGGAAGGCACCAGAUGAAUUGGAGGCUCAGGUUGGAGCUCCGGAUCCGAUGCCAUCGUUACCAGAGAAAAGACUUAAGAGUGCAUCAUUUGACACGUAGUGCCAAAUUUAUUUUUUUUAAGAAAAAGUCCUCAAGGAGAAAAAGGGUGAACAGUGAGUAAAAUGAAAGUAGAGACAUUUUUAUUUAUUGCAGAAAAAAAUUAUAGGGUAAAUUAAGCUAAUUCAAAACCUGCUCUAAAUGGAGAUUUUUCACUACUCUAAAUGGAAACGUCAUUGUUUUCAUGAUAAAUACAGUACUAAAUUAUUAUAUUUAGGGUAAGUGUGCCAAAUUUCGGCAUAAUUGCAAGCAAGCGUCAAAGUCUCAAGUUUGAAAUGUUAUAUUUUAAAUACAAAUUGAUUUUUUUAUUCUUUCUUCUGAAAGAGUGUUGCUUGGCACCUUGUAAAGAGUUUACCGUCUUUGGAAAUCUCCUUGGGUCAAUGUUUAUGUCAAAAUUAGGAUAUUCCUGAACACAACCUUCAAACUCCGAAUGUUAUUAACCUCAAAAAUUCUUCUAAUCUUUAUCUUUGAUAUUUUAGAAAUUUUGUCUACUUGAAAGACAAAAUGAAUGAUCGCCAAAGAAAUGUAAAAUUGAUAGAACUGUUUAGUUCAGUAAUUUUCUUUGAAAAAAUCUUUUUGUAUUUUUGAGGUUAUGCUUGACAUAACCUAAAAGUACUCGAACCUAUUGGACAAAAGACAGGGAGAAAAAAGUUCGUUGAGAGUCGUUUGUUCGCAGGAUUUGUUUAACUGAAUCAAAAGCCCUUCUGCACGAAAAAUUGAUGAUAAGUAGGGUAAAUUAAGCUAAUUCAAAAUCUGCUCUAAAUGGAGAUUUUUCGCUACUCUAAAUGGAAACGUCAUUGUUUUCAUGAUAAAUACAGUACUAAAUUAUUAUAUUUAUAUUUUUUUUUUACCACAGUUUCAUUAUUUAGUUAAUUUUGCUCCAAAUAACGCGAUAAUCCAUUCAUAUUCACAAAUUUUAAUUUGUUAAUUUCUCAGAAAAAUUAAAAGUGUACCCUUUUAUCAUUGAAUUUUUAAUAGAUCGAUCAUGUUUUCCAAUGAAAAACACAAUAAAUUGGCUGUUGUUUAUUCGUUUUGUUUAACAUUUAUGUCAUUUCUGGCUAAUUUUAGUUAAAUUAAGUGCUAAUCUUUAUUGCUAACGGUACGUGAAGUUUUCAAAUGAAAUAAUUACCUAUUUCGUGAACAAAAAGGGUUUUCCUGAAGUGUCUGCAAAUGCUUCAAUAGGAAACCCCGGAAAUAUGAGUUUUUUUGGAGAGAUUUUUUUAUUGUUUUAGAUGGGAAAGGAGAAAAGACAAGGAAUAAAAACAAAUCCUGCACUAAAGAGCAACUCAACGAGUUUUGGAAGCCUUUCGUCGCGGUUUCACUUAUACACUGCACAGUAAAAAAAAUGUGUAAAAUUUUACUACUAUAAUAGUGCAAAAUCGACGAUUUUUGUUGUUUAAUUUAGAAAUGUUUAAAAAAUGCACAACAUUUUGGUAAUUUAUUGUCACGUGAUUGAAAAUUACCACUAUUAUAGUUGAAAAAUUUUCAACAACGUUGUUUAAUUUGAAAAUGUGUAAAAUUUUAACACUAUAAUAGUGUGAAACCGGAUAAAUUAAUUAUUUAAUUGCGAUGUGUGUAAAAUUUCUCAUUGUUAUAAUCAUAAAAAUUUUUCAACAAUGUUUCGUGUAUUUAUUGUCACAUGAUCAAAAAUUAACACUAUUGUAGUUUGAUCAUAAUUUUUAACACUAUUCUAGUGUGAAGCCUUGUGUAUUUCAACCAAAUUUGUUGAAUUUUUAAACGAAAGUUGUGUAAAAAUUGUUGAAUUUCCAAUUAAGACUUAUACUUCAGUUGAGAUGCUUUUUAUUUGGCAAAAGUCAUAUAGAACAUUAAAUAUUUAUAUGCAUAAUAAGUAUAUCGUGGAGAUCCGAGCAUCAAAUGUAAUCAUUUCGCAUUAGGGGGGGGGGGGGAUCCCGAGUACAGGAAAAACCAAUAAAAAUGUGUUAAAAGUCAAAAAAAUCAAAAUCUUCGAAAUGAAAAGAAAAUUCGACAAUAAACAGAAUUCAACAAUUUUUGAGUUUACACAUAAAAAUUCAACAAUUCCAAAUUCAACAUCUUGAAUCAAAAAUUCAACAUCUUUAAAUUAAACAAUUUUAAAUUAAACACUUUAACCACUAAGUGGUUUUUAAAUAAAUUGAAAUUGAAAAAUUUCUGGAGAAAAGAACUUUUGUGAAAUUCUAAAAUAGAUAGUGGUUUCGUAUUCAAAGAAUCCAAAUCAUUUAGGAAAUACUUAGCAAUGCAUCAAUUUUGAAAAAUAAGUAGGUAAAAAUUGAUAUCUGUUGUAAGGAAAAUAAUUCAAAAAUAGAGCUAAAAAUUUCAAUAUUUUUUUAAUUUUCUGAAUCCCUUGUUCGAAUUCUAAGAAACUUACGACUUUGAUGAAGGUCUAUGGAGGUCAUCUAUGGAAAAAAUUUCAAGCCGCUAUCUCUUUUAUCUUGGAAGAUAUUGAAUUUUAAAAUUUUCAAUUUGUGACUUUUUACCCCAGUCUCCCCAACUUUUUGGCCAGAGUUCUUGAAUAAAUCAGAAAAGUAGCAAAAUGAUUUCAAAUUUUCCGCGUUGCAACAUACUAUACAUUCAGGAGUAUUUCAAAAAUGAUUUCAUAAACUGACUCCCAAUUAUAGGCAAACUUGCAUAAUUCCGUCAGGUGCAUAAUCCCGAAGGAUUUAAUGCCCGGGACUGAGUGUAGUUCCCUCGAAAUGAGUUACUCCUUGAUGGUUACAACGGUUACAACUAAGAUCUAUUUUGCUGUUAUGCUUCUCCGAAACGGUAUUGUAAAAUCGUAUUUAUGACACAUUGAAACUGUCAAAAAUUAAACUUUAGUUAGAACUAACUUUUGAAAGGGCGUGGCCUAUUUUUUCGUGAAGUUUAAUUAAAAAAGUCCAUUACUUUACUACAAAAAAAUUUGUCCAGAGAAAUUAAGAGAAAUUUUAUCAAGUUUUUUUUUGUGUGAUUCUCAUCAAAAUCAAAUCAUAUUUAAUUUAAGAAGUUACUGUUAAAAAUGUCUCUGAACUUUCAUUCCUCACUGUAAUCCUCUGUUCCUUAUACUGUAAGAGAUGUGUUUAAUUAAGGAAAAGAAGAGAAAUGCACUGUGAGACAAUGUUAUUUCUUUGCCUCCUUUCUUUGUUCAAACUCGUGAUAGUAAUUUUUAUUUUGUUUGUAUUUUUCUUCUUUAUGUUUUUAUUUUUGCAAAACUCACAAAUUCUUUUUCCGCGCAAAAUUUUCCCUGCUGAAAACAUUUUUUUUUUUAGAUUCUAAGCUUUUUUUUUGUACAAGAAGUUUCUGUGGCUACAAAUAAAACUGGGAAAAUUUGCUAGAAUUUGAAAUGUGCUUUGGUAUUUGAUAGCUUUAAAGAAAAUUUAGGAAAAGUGUCCCUUGCAUUAUAUAUUUUUUUUCAAUUAUUUCCAAUUGAAAUGAUUUAUUUUGUCCUAUUUUUAUGUUGCUCCAUUUUCUCAUUCUACCCCAAAAUUUUUUUUUAUUAUUAUUUUAUAUUUUACUUUAUAGUGCAAACUGGUGCAAUCAGAACGAAUAUAAAAGUGUAUUGAACGAAAAAGAAUAAACUUGCGAAAAAUUCUCCAUAAAGAAAAAAGAACGUAGUUAGAAUGUUGACUAAAAAAAAAGCGAAAAAAUAUCAAUUAAGACAUAUUCAUGUGAAAGAAAAAUAAAGAAGCCACAGAGGAAAUUUUUUGAGAAAAUAUUUCUACUCUAUUGAAUAUUUAAAUUAAAUUGUAGUCUGUAUUUUUAUAUAUUACUAUAGAAAUAUAGAAAGAGAAAAAGAAAAUAUGAAGAAAAUAUUGUAGGAAUAAAACGAUUAAAAAUAUUAAAAUGAAGAAAAAUGUAAAAGAUAUUCUUACCUAUAUGUAUACAAGUUACAUUUAUAAGAAAAUUAUAUGCCAUUAUGCAUAUCAUUAUUAUUUUAUUUCGUAAAGUCUUCCAUUAAAUGAUUUUUUUCCAAAAACAAAAA
This is a messenger RNA of Phlebotomus papatasi, 10340 nucleotides long. RefSeq lists its product as uncharacterized. Gene Ontology annotation, biological process: regulation of transcription by RNA polymerase II. Lineage: Eukaryota; Metazoa; Arthropoda; Insecta; Diptera; Psychodidae. The record is from RefSeq and is a predicted model, not a curated record. Gene Ontology annotation, cellular component: nucleus. Bases 515 to 6388 code for a protein of 1957 amino acids. Gene Ontology annotation, molecular function: zinc ion binding; DNA-binding transcription factor activity, RNA polymerase II-specific; RNA polymerase II cis-regulatory region sequence-specific DNA binding. The transcript is spliced from 7 exons.